Molecule: messenger RNA, 258 nt
Organism: Angiostrongylus costaricensis
Lineage: Eukaryota; Metazoa; Nematoda; Chromadorea; Rhabditida; Metastrongylidae
Source: the annotation of a GenBank genome assembly
AUGUUUGUCGAAGAGGAACAAGAACGUGGAGCUGUGAUCGUUUUUGUUGGCAACAAAUGCGACAUGAAACAAAGGCGACAGGAUAAACGUUCUUUGGACAAAGUAAUGGCUGAGUAUGGUGCGCCCUACAUGGAGAUAUCGGCAAAGACCGGUUACAAUGUGAAAGAGCUCUUCUCAUUCGUUGCCCAUAUCCCAUUCCCAAACCACAAAAGAAGUCAGUCGGCACCAAUUCGUGAGUUCUUAGAUAACGUUUUAUGA